Gordionus sp. m RMFG-2023 is the source of this 1339-nucleotide messenger RNA. RefSeq names its product sulfotransferase 1C2A-like. Gene Ontology annotation, cellular component: cytoplasm. The record is from RefSeq and is a predicted model, not a curated record. NCBI's taxonomy places the organism in Eukaryota, Metazoa, Nematomorpha, Gordioida, Chordodea, Parachordodidae. Bases 180 to 1298 code for a protein of 372 amino acids. The transcript is spliced from 7 exons. Gene Ontology annotation, molecular function: sulfotransferase activity. Gene Ontology annotation, biological process: sulfation.
UUGAAAAGAUAUCUUUUAUAAAACAUAAAAUAAAUUUUAAAAAAAUAGAAAAAUUAACAUAAAUAUUUUUAAUUUGGCAUCAAUUGGCUAACAUUUUUACGGGGAAAAAAUUUAUUUCAGAAAUAUAUAAAACAAUUUGACUUUGUAUGACUUUCUUGGAAUUUUAAGGCACACAAGAUAUGGCAGAAAAAAUGAUGGGCAGAAUAAACGACGUGGCUCAGACAGGUACAAUGAAUCCGUAUAACAAUUAUUCGUCGAAUUUCUACGAGGAUGCCAAUGCGGAGAUGCUCAAAGCUUCCAAAAUCGUACCAACAAAUUCGUGUUCAACAGCUGGUGAAAGUAGCGAAAAUUUAGCGGGCCAGUUAUGGGGCGAUACCGUGACCGGUCAAACCUUUUACGGAUCGAUGCUGGAUGAGAGAUUCAAGAGCUACGUAGAUGGAUUAAUCGAACCCCUCUACUGGAAUGGGAUACUAUACCCCGGGUUGAUAUUCAAACCUCAGGUGUUUGCCGAUUUACAAAAUUACCAAUUUCAACCCGAAGAUAUUAUUAUCGCGACGUAUCCCAAAUCUGGUACAACGUGGACAGCGGAAAUCGUGUCGCUAUUGAUGCAUCCUGACGAUGAGUCUUACGCGAAAAAUCUAGAUAUAUCCCAAAGAGUCAUACAUUUCGAAGCACCGCCGGAGCGAAAUGUCAAAAAUUUGGAUUCGAUACCUAAACCUAGAAUAUUCCAAACUCAUCUUCAACACCCUUACUUACCACCUUCCAUCAUAAGAUCGCAAUGCAAGAUCAUUUAUGUCCUGAGAAAUCCUAAAGACGUGGCAGUAUCAUUCUUUCACCAUCAUAGAAUGGCACUUGAAGUGGGAUAUUUCAACAAAGAUUUCAAACAUUUUUUGAGUUUAUUCUUAGAAGGAAAAAUAAUCCUGGGGUCCUGGUUUGAUCACGUGAAGUCUUAUUGGAAAAGGAAAGACGAUACUAACCUACUAAUCGUACGCUACGAAGACAUGAUAAAUAAUUUAAACGAAGUUAUAAUGACGAUCAGUAAAUUUUUGGGAGUGUCAUUAAGCCGAUCUCAAAUCGCGAACGUAAGCAACGCGUGCACAUUCGAAAAAAUGAAGGACAACGAAAGAGUGAACAGGAAUUGGGUCCCACUGUUUGACCAAACCAAGAGUAAAUUCAUAAGAAAAGGGAUCAUUGGGGAUUGGAAAAACCAUUUCAGCCAAGAAGACAAUAAUAUUUUUGAUACGAUAUACAAGUCGAAAAUGGACGAAAUCUCGGAUUUAGAUUUUAUCUACGAAUAAAUUCGUUUAUAUAAUACAAAAAUUUCAAAAAAAUCGUAAUA